AUGCCGACGACCGUGGAUUUCGACGCCAUCAAAGUAGAGCUCCGCGACGCUGUCGACAAUACAAUAUCGGCACAGAGCAAUGGUAGCUCGAAGCAGAGACUCAUCAAGGUACGACCUGGCGAGAAGUUUUCGGUAUGCGUGGACUUCGGUGAAGUCACUGGGCGCGCACCCGGCAGCUACAGCGUGCAGAUUUCUCUGUCGGUGAGCGCGAAGAAGCGAGAGAGAGGAUGGCAGCGGCAGGACUGCAAGAAGCGCCACGCGAAUCAGGCCGGAGAUCAAGAGGAAGGCACGAUCAAAGUCACCAUCUCUCGUGUUAACAUAGGAUAUGGCGCUGGCACUGCAGAAAACGAACUUCGACCGGAAGUUCCACACGGCGCUAUAAAGCAGGAAGACCGAUCCAUCGGUAAAGAUGUCUUCGUUGUCGAUCCAGGAACUUUCACCGACAGGCCGGCUUCAGCCAAAGCAAAAUAUGACAGUGAUGAAGAUGAGCCCAACAAAAAGCAGAGUCGGAACAUGUUCCCGGAAUCUCCUGUCGUGCAAGGGACUCAACGUCGCGCUGCUGCGGCGAAGGCCGAUGCGAAACUGGAAAACAUGAGCAGAGAUCAAGAACAGCUCGGGAUGAUACUCAGUUCGGAACCGGAAGAGGACGGACCGCCGACACAAGCGUACAGUGAGGAUGUAGUUUCGCCACAGACAACGCGCAAGGCCCGGCAGGGUCGCACAGCACGCAAGCAGCCUUCACGUCCCCAGAGCGGCCUCAGAAAUGCUCGAAAAGACAAAAAGCCCGGUCAUGAUUCUGCAGAUGAGAAUGACCAUCGACCUGAACACGUCACAACUCCGAAAGCCCGCCAGUACCGCAACGCACACGAGGCUCCGCGAUCACCCGGUAGCCAGAAGGCCCACAGUGAUAAACACAGCGCUCUUCGACCACGCGCGACGAACAAAACCAGACGCACAAGGGAAAGGUUGGGCAAGGCUCCAAGCGCAGCAGCUCCAUUUCACGCAUCAGACGUCAAGCAAGUCAAGGCAACCCCAAAGGCGGUAAACGCAAGCGUAGCGGAGAAGCGGUCGCCCCGAACACUGUGGCUCAAGAUUCAGCGACAGCUGUCGAUAGCCCAAACUUCCCCGGAGACGGAGAACCCAAGAUCAGUUCUCCAAGACCACAUGCUGACAGCGGGACUCCCUUCAGUGAGAAUGCGGAAGAGGUCGAUGGGAUCUUUGUGUUCUCGAGAAUUCCGCAACAGUCACAGCUUAAUCCGCGGUCCGACGCUGGCGAUGCCCUCGUGA
Messenger RNA from Zymoseptoria tritici IPO323, 1287 nucleotides. RefSeq lists its product as uncharacterized. The record is from RefSeq and is a predicted model, not a curated record. The transcript is spliced from 5 exons. Bases 1 to 1287 code for a protein of 428 amino acids. NCBI's taxonomy places the organism in Eukaryota, Fungi, Ascomycota, Dothideomycetes, Mycosphaerellales, Mycosphaerellaceae.